This is a messenger RNA of Saccostrea cuccullata (small rock oyster), 712 nucleotides long. Its product is annotated as E3 ubiquitin-protein ligase DZIP3-like. Bases 14 to 712 code for a protein of 232 amino acids. Lineage: Eukaryota; Metazoa; Mollusca; Bivalvia; Ostreida; Ostreidae. The record is from RefSeq and is a predicted model, not a curated record. The transcript has 2 exons.
UUUCAGCCUAAAAAUGCAGAAUCCAAAAUACGGCUCUACAAAGGAGAAGACGCACGCUGCUCGCGUGUCUCGUUUAAUAGGGGAUCCUUGUUCAGAUCUGUUCAGGGACAUUUUAAGGAAUCAUGUCACAGAAAUGGCGUUCCCUGGAGUCCUCCAAAGAGAGAAAAGUAACCUCAGUCCGAUUCUCAAUAGAGCUCAAAGGGAACUUCUCUACCCCCACAAAGGUCAAUUUCAAAAAACUUAUGAAGACUUUGAUCUGUCCUUAUUGUACACCCUAUUGAGAAAUAUUUCAGGAAUAAAUUCACACAGCAAAGGAUGGGGAAAACCACCAGAUCCAGCCGAUCGAUCCAUUUCUGCCAAUAUAGAUCGGAUAAGAGAGAUAAGGAACACUUAUUGUGGUCAUUCUGCUAGUGUGUCGCUCUCUGAUCAAGAUUUUAGUAAUCUCUGGCAGGACGCAUCAGUCAUAAUAGCUGAACUUGAAAAAGCAAUCCCUGAAAGUGGCACGAAAUACUCCUCAGCCGCCAAAAUACUUAAAUCCGAGAAUAUGGAUCCAGAACAAGAAGAAUACCAUUUAGCUGUCAUUGACAAGCAAAAUAUGAUAAUGGAAGAUCUGUCGAAGAAACAAGAAAAGGCUUUCGAAGAGUUUUCGAAAGAAAUGGCAGGUAUUGAACAUUUUAUCAUUAUUAUAUACAUGUAUGUGAUAUCUUGCUAA